AUGGCAGAACCAAACCUAGAGUUAGGUCCGGUAAGAAAGCAGGCGAAUGUGUCACUUCGAUGCCCGAAGUUGACUGAUUCGAACUACACCACGAGGUCGAUUCUGAUGAAGCAGAUUCUAACAGCGUAUAGUCUUUGGGAAAUUACAGAAGUAGGUACGGAAGGUGAUGAAAAGAAGGUGGCUACUACAAAGGCGGUGAUUUUUAAAACAUUGCCUGAAGAUAUUUUGAUGCAGGUGGCUCAGUAUGAAACCGCGAAAGAAGUAUGGGAUUCAAUCAAAAUCCUACAUGUAGAAGCAGAUAUGGUCCAAAAGGCUCGUUUGCAUACUUUGAGGGCUGAAUUGGAAGCUAUGAAGAUGAAGGAGAAUAAGAAAAUGGAUGUUUUUGCAAAAAAGUUGAAUAGAAUAAGAGUUAAGUUUAGAUCUCUUGGUUCUGUUUUGAAGGAUAAGGUCAUAGUAAGGAAGUUGUUCAGUUCAGCACCGAGGAAGUUUUUACCGUUCAUAGCCUCUGUCGAACUAUAUUCUGAUAUUGACAACAUGCUAUUUGAGGAUGGAGUAGGAAGGAUGAAGGCGUUCGAAGAAAGGCUUAAGGUUUUUGAUGAACAUGAAGAUAUGGAUCAAAACAAAUUGCUUUUGGUAGGUACAAGCAAUGGGGAAGGAAAUCAAGACCGUGGAAGCGGUUCUGGAAGAGGAGAAGGAAAACAAGGCCGAGGAGGUGGUUUUGGAAGAGGUCAUGGAACUAGAGACAUGAGCACUUUCAGGUGUUUUGAAUGUGGUGAAUUUGAGCACUUUGGAUACGAAUGCACCAAGUGGGAUGAAAAGAAAGAGGAAGCAAAUCUAGCAGAAGAUGUCAACAAUUUACAAUUGUUUUAA
Molecule: messenger RNA, 870 nt
Organism: Helianthus annuus (common sunflower)
Lineage: Eukaryota; Viridiplantae; Streptophyta; Magnoliopsida; Asterales; Asteraceae
Exons: 1
Coding region: 1-870 (289 amino acids)
Molecular function (GO): zinc ion binding; nucleic acid binding
Source: RefSeq, a predicted model, not a curated record